AUGGGCGCGAAGAACAAGAACCCGCAGCCGACCACCGGCGCCGGCCGCGACGGCGGCGCGUUCGCCUUCAUCUCCAAGGGCUGGCGGGAGGCGCGGGACACGGCGACCGCCGACCUGUCCCUGAUGCGGGCGCGCGCCGACCGCGAGCUGGACCACGUGCGGAGGCGGAUCCAGCCCAAGAUUACGGAGCUCAGGAACCACUGCUCGCUCGAGGGGUGGCCGCCCAGGGCCGGCGCCAGCCUCCGCGUCGACCUCGCGGCGAUCCGGAACGCCGUCGUGGCCGACGGGCGAGGCGGGGGCGAGUGGCCGUGGAAGGGCGGCAGCGGCAAGCGGAGGGCGGAGUGGGGCGUGGCCACGUUUGUACGGGGCGGGCUCAAGGAGUGUGAGCUGGCUGCGACCAUACGGAGCGGGCUCAAGGAGCUCGAGCGCCGGAGCCUGUCGAGUGAGAUGUUCGGUGGGUUCAGGGGACGCGGCGAGUUUCUGGAGAAGCUGAAGCUGAGCUUGAAAUUGCUGAACAAAGAGUCUCGCGAGCAAAAGGAAGUUCCCCCGCUGGAUCUAAUGGAAAUUCUGGCAUAUCUAGUCCGGCAGUCUGGACCAUUUUUGGAUCAACUUGGUGUACGAAGAGAUCAAUGUGAAAAGCUAGUGGAGACGUUGUACAGUAAACGGGAUGGCCGGCUCAUGUAUCCGUCUCUUUCAGCAGAUAGUUCCUUAACUGGGAACGAGAACACAACUGAUGAUCUUGAUCUAAGAAUAGCUAGGGUGCUAGAAAGCACUGGCUAUCACACAGACGAAGGUUUUCGGAAAGAUCCUACAAACUUGAGAAUCUCAGACAACAGACGACAUCUUGCAGUUUUCACCACAGCAAGCCUUCCAUGGAUGACGGGGACAGCAAUCAAUCCAUUGUUCCGUGCUGCUUAUCUGGCAAGAAGUACUAUGCAAAAAGUGACACUGGUUGUUCCUUGGCUUUGUAAGUCAGACCAACAACUAGUUUAUCCGAAUAACAUCACCUUUAAUUCACCAGAAGAGCAAGAAACCUAUAUAAGGGACUGGCUACAGGAAAGACUUGGCUUUGAAGCAAAUUUUAAGAUAUCAUUUUAUCCUGGCAAGUUCUCAGAAGAACGGCGCAGCAUUAUUCCUAUAGGGGAUACCUCACAGUUUAUUUCCUCCAAAGAAGCUGAUAUAGCAAUUUUGGAAGAACCAGAGCAUCUUAACUGGUAUCAUCAUGGGAAGCGCUGGACAGAUAAGUUUAAUCAUGUCAUUGGCGUAGUUCAUACAAAUUACCUAGAGUAUAUCAAGAGAGAGAAGAAUGGUGCCCUUCAAGCUUUCCUUGUUAAACAUAUCAACAAUUGGGUGACAAGGGCAUACUGCCACAAGGUUUUACGUCUGUCGGGAGCAACUCAGGAUCUUCCCAGGUCCAUUAUUUGCAACGUUCAUGGUGUGAACCCGAAGUUCCUCAAUGUUGGCGAAAAAGUAGCAGCUGAUAUGGAGCGUGGGCAGAAGGCCUUUACGAAGGGAGCAUAUUUUCUUGGGAAGAUGGUUUGGGCUAAAGGUUAUAAAGAACUUAUUGAUCUACUAUCGGAACACAAAAAUUGUCUGGAGGGCUUCAAGCUAGAUGUGUAUGGAAAUGGUGAGGAUUCACAGGCUGUCCAGGCUGCUGCUAGGAAGUUGGAUUUGGGCAUCAAUUUUUUCAAGGGAAAGGACCAUGCCCAUGAUUCACUCCAUGGGUACAAGGUUUUCAUCAAUCCAAGUGUUAGUGAUGUCCUAUGCACAGCAACUGCUGAGGCUCUCGCAAUGGGGAAAUUUGUUGUCUGUCCCGAUCAUCCAUCAAAUGAGUUUUUCAAGUCAUUUCCCAACUGCUUGACAUAUAAAGCUCCAGAGGAAUUUGUUGCCAAAGUGAAAGAGGCCAUGGCUAGCGAACCUCAACCUCUGACCCCUGAGCAAAGAUACAGCUUAUCAUGGGAGGCAGCAACCAAGAGAUUUAUGGAGUACUCGGAGCUUGACAAAGUUCUGAAAGAGAGAAAUGGUCACUGUGGACAAGGUGUAAAGAGAAACCGUGUGAGGAAGAUACCUUUACUUCCUAAAUUGUCGGACAUCAUGGAUGGAGGACUGGCAUUCGCUCAUUACUGCCUAACUGGGAAUGAGAUCCUCCGAUUGGCGACAGGAGCAAUUCCUGGUACCCGGGACUAUGAUAAACAGCAGUGCAUGGAUUUGAAUCUCUUACCUCCCCAAAAUCAACACCUUGUAUAUGGCUUGUGAUGUGAAUCUGGUUGCACUUAACUAAUGUAUAGUUGAAGGAAUUUCCUCCUUAGGUAUGUGCAUACCAAGUUUUAUCCAAUUCCUGUACUGCUGACUAGCGACUAGAGAGUAGAACCUGUACAUAUGUAGAAUCUUAUUAGGUUUGUCUUGUUUGUACUCUUUGCCUAUAAUCUUUUCCUUCUAUUCCCCAAAUAAGCAAGUUGCUUUAAUAAUGGAUAUUUCUACUAGCUUUGUAUCUUUA
Messenger RNA from Lolium rigidum, 2497 nucleotides. Its product is annotated as digalactosyldiacylglycerol synthase 1, chloroplastic-like. Gene Ontology annotation, cellular component: chloroplast outer membrane. The transcript is spliced from 7 exons. NCBI's taxonomy places the organism in Eukaryota, Viridiplantae, Streptophyta, Magnoliopsida, Poales, Poaceae. Gene Ontology annotation, biological process: galactolipid biosynthetic process. The record is from RefSeq and is a predicted model, not a curated record. Gene Ontology annotation, molecular function: digalactosyldiacylglycerol synthase activity. Bases 1 to 2256 code for a protein of 751 amino acids.